AGUAAUAUUUAGAUGGCUGUUGAGAGAUGAUGUGAGAAUGGAGCCGCCCCCGUCCUACCUCCAGAACUAUCACCUGUCCUCCCUCCUGACGGGAGGCGUGGAGGACCCGCCUUCCCUGCGGAACGACGUGCGGCGACAAUGGGCCGGCUGUGUGUCCUUCAUGGGCGUACUGCUCCUCACCGGCGGAAUAUUCGUACUCAAGGAGAAUUUCUCCGCCGUGGGAGGGAAAACAAUGAUAGCUAUAGGCUUGUUAGCCAUACUGGGCGCCACGGGAGUCAACUGUUGUCUGAGUAUGGCCCAGUGGAAGGGGGAAGAAGACGGGAGAGGGCGGGAGAUGGGGCAGGGUCAGCUGACCACGGCCUCCUCAGCAUCAUUAGCGCCAGCAUCCUCCAGAGCCGAGAGGACGGGAUCGUCUCAACAGUGUUUGUCAGGAACCGACCUUGCUGGACAACCGGCUGUCCCCUUGUUUCUCACUGAUGACGAGCCUCCCGAAUAUGACGGCAGACCAGGAGGGCCGCCGCCAAAAUAUCCCGGAAGAGAAGACGACCAUGAUCAGGCAGAAUCCUUCAGUAACUUUACUGUCCCGCCAGACGACCUCCCGCCACCGCCAUCUUAUGAGGACGUCGUCAGAGCCACACAAGCCAGACAGACCAGUUUAUAACCUUAGUGCAAUCACAAAUCUUUACCAAAAAUUUUAAACGUGUUUUGAAAAAUGUUUUAUGUGUACAAUAGCUUUACACAGUCAAUGUCGUGUCAUGGACUGUACCAUGAUGUAUGUGGGGAGGGGAGAUGUGGUCGUUGUUUCAUACAAAGGAUUACGCCCCAAUCCCACGAAUUAUUAUGACUUGCUUCUUUUUGUGGAUAUACGAAUGAACAAAAAUCGCUGUUGCCACAAUUUGUAUUGUUGCACCCCAUCCGCAUCCGCACAUCUUUGAAUGUCCUUCGGAUUCAGUGCACUGAUUGCUGA
Molecule: messenger RNA, 967 nt
Organism: Branchiostoma belcheri (Belcher's lancelet)
Lineage: Eukaryota; Metazoa; Chordata; Leptocardii; Amphioxiformes; Branchiostomatidae
Exons: 2
Coding region: 38-661 (207 amino acids)
Source: RefSeq, a predicted model, not a curated record